Messenger RNA from Tetrahymena thermophila SB210, 1128 nucleotides. RefSeq names its product kinase domain protein, putative. NCBI's taxonomy places the organism in Eukaryota, Ciliophora, Oligohymenophorea, Hymenostomatida, Tetrahymenidae. The record is from RefSeq and is a predicted model, not a curated record. The transcript has 2 exons.
AUGGAUGACUACAAUUCUGAAAAUUAAACUAGAAUAUAUAGUAUUUCAACAAAUAAUUAUAAGAAGAAUAUUUAUGAAAAUACUUCAGAAUUCUAGGCGUACACAUAGUAAUUCAAAAAUAUUAGUUAAAAUUUCACUUACUCUAAGAAUGAAGUAAUAACACCAUAGAUUUAUAAUACUUCUUCUUCUUCUUAUACAACCUUAAACCAGUCUACUAUUAUUUAUAAGUUUAAUAAUACUUAUUCUAGUAUGUUAUAUAAUAUGACAUGUCUUUAAUAGAGUAAUCUUUAAUGGAGCAAAUCAAAUUGCAACAUCCAUAAGAAUACUUAAAAUAAUUACAUCUGCUUGUGUGAAUCCUAAAAACCAACAACUAUCAUUGAAGAUAUUGAUGACUUGUUCUUAAAAAAUUAAAAUUUGUAGACGGUAUUUGGAAAAUAAGGGUUAUAAAGCAUAGCAGGCUUUGAUAACUUUUAUAUGUAUAUAGUAUUUUGGCUAUUGAUGGUGUUCACACUGGCUUAAAUUUUUUUAUUUAUAAUUGGAAAAUUAUUAGAUAAAUACUCAAUAAAAAAAGAUUACACAAAAAUUCAUAUUGAAGAACCAAUUAACUAAUAGUAAUAAGAGUAGAUAAUACAAUAAUAACAUAUUGAUGAAAAUAACUUAAAUAAUUGCAAAACUUCCUAAAUAAUAAAUAAUGAUGCAUUCUAGCACUUUCUUAUUGUUCAUUAGUUUAAAAGUGAUGAAAAUGUCUAGCGCGAAAUGUAGUAAAACGAAUAGAUUUCAUCACAAUUUGAUUAAAAUUUAGGUAAUAGAAAAAGAAAAAGAUAAAAAAAUUUUAGCCUAUAAACUUUUCAAACCCAUAGAAACUAAAAGCUAUUUUAAGAACAAAAUAUUGAAAUGAACUAAGAGAAGGCUGAAUCUAAUUAAUAACAAGUAAUUAAAUAAUAAUUAAGCUGUUAAAGUAUUGAUAGAAUGGAAGCUCAAAAAAACUCAUAAACAUAAAUCAAAGAGGUUUAAACUGAAGAAGAAAUUUAAAAAAUCGAUGUUUACUUAUAACUUCCCAAAUCAAAAAAGGUUACAAUUUGCUCAUUUAGCAGGUAGUAAUAGCCAUAAUUAACAGCUCAUUAAUGA